Messenger RNA from Betta splendens (Siamese fighting fish), 504 nucleotides. RefSeq names its product follitropin subunit beta-like. Gene Ontology annotation, cellular component: cytoplasm; extracellular region. The record is from RefSeq and is a predicted model, not a curated record. NCBI's taxonomy places the organism in Eukaryota, Metazoa, Chordata, Actinopteri, Anabantiformes, Osphronemidae. The transcript is spliced from 2 exons. Bases 1 to 432 code for a protein of 143 amino acids. Gene Ontology annotation, biological process: G protein-coupled receptor signaling pathway. Gene Ontology annotation, molecular function: hormone activity.
AUGUCGUGCGUCGUGUUCAAGUGCGCGCUCCUGUGCACGCUGAUGGCCGGGAGCGCGUGCGCCUGCGCGCUGGGGAAUCACACCUUGUGGAUCGAGAGGCAGGGCUGCACCCAGUGCGUGGCCGUCAACACCACCAUCUGCAGCGGCUACUGUUACACGCAGGACACUAACCUGAGGGGACGCUUCGGCAGGACCUUCAUGAUCCAGCGCAGCUGCGUGCCCCUCUCCCUGGUGUACCGGGCCGCGCGCGUGCCCGGCUGUCCGCAGGACGUCAACCCACACCUGUACUACCCCGAGGCGCGCGGCUGCGGCUGCAGGCGCUGCGACACGCGCACGCACCGCUGCGUUCGCACCCGCGGGCAGUCCCACGAGCGGUGCUCCGCCACGCCCCGCAGCGGGAAGGACCAGGAGCGGCCCGCCGAGCGAACCUGACGACGGGGGGGCGGAUGGACCCGGUGCUGGUGUUAUUUUAGUGCAAUCAUGAGACGGAAAUAAAUCAAUGCA